AUGGCAUGUGCAAAAAUCUAUACAUGUAACUUUUUAAACAAUGACCUUUCAUUCCAGUCGUUGAUAGUAAACCAGCGUCCAGAAGUAUGGGAGGGGUCCGAGUUUAUACUGAGCUGCAUGGCGUACGGCUCCCCAGAUAUCGCCUUUACCUGGUACAAGGAUGGAGUCAAGAUUAACUUCAACGGCACCACCAGGGAAAUAUGGACUCGAACUGUGUCAGAAGACGCUCUUGGACGCCGCAUGUCCGUGUUAGGCGUGUCAGAAGCGAAGAAGCCAGAUAGCGGCAAGUGGUCCUGCGCGGCUGACGACGCGGGCAGGAGGCGGUGCAGGGCGCUACGACUAGUCGUAUUGCGACCUCCGGAUAUACGUCUGGUGCCUUCCACCCUCACUGUUAAUAAGGGAGACAACGUAAGCAUCACCUGUCUCGCAGGCGCGAGUCGGAUACACGGGGCGCUAGGGUUUAGUUGGGCAAGGGAGAGGACUCUACUGCCGCUAGCGCCAGGCCGAGAGGUCUGGGAGGACCUGUAUCCAGCUGGGAGUGUGCUCAAACUGUAUAACGUACAGAAAUCAGGCGAGUUCAGGUGCCAAGUAUCAUCAGUAGCAGGGACGAACGCGAAGGGGGUCACGAUGUGGGCGUUGGGGGUCAACGACGAGUCGUGUGACACUGAUGCGUCCCACGGACUGCGGUGGCCCAAGACCGCGCCGGGGGCGUAUGCGUCGGCUUCGUGCCCUCCUGGACAUAUAGGGGAGACUACCAGGUUUUGUGAACCGAAAACUGGACAACAUGGUGUGAAAUGGAAGCUACCAGACUUUUCGGGCUGUGUAGCUGAGUCAUUGAAAGAUAUUUACGAACAGUUCGAAAGCAUAUCCUAUGGUUACUCCUGGGGUAACGUGUCCAACGUAGCUCGUCAGUACGGAGCGGUCUUGCGUUCACUCCCCUCACAUCCAGGGGAGGGCACCCUGCCCCUCCACCAUACCAAGGAGAUGCUCAACUACCUGCUCUCUGCUGCUGGACAGCCUAAAGACAGGGUCGAGAGCAGUGAUCACCUGCUCAAGAUAUAUGACACGCUCUUGAAACACCCUGACGCUUUUUUGGAUGAAGAAAAAAUCUACGAGCUGCAAAACGCUAUAGCAAAUACAGCAGGCAUGAGGGACAACCUGAACAUCCGCUACCACGAGUUCACAGUGAAGACGAAGCCGGCACGUGAUGACAACGCGGCUCAUUUCGACCUGCAGGCCAGCUUCACCGGUACCGAGGAGUGGAUUCUGGCUUCUGCUGGAGUAGAACUCCUGACGAAGACCGGCAACGCAUCAGUGGUAUCUGUGCUGUAUCAUAAUUUGGGCGUAAGGCUGCCUUCUUUGAGAAGAUCCAUAGAGUUCAAUAAAUCGCCUUCCAGACAGGGUCGCGAAAUGGAGUAUUCGGUGUCGUCGCAGCAAGUGCAGUUGUUCGCUACUGGACCAGGAGUCGACAAAGCUUUACAGCAUACCGUCAAACUGCUGUUCACGCAUGUCAAGAAUUACAGCGCUGUUGCAUCAAAACUAGCGUGCGGUCUUCGCACACCAACCGAGCCGAGGACGUGGCUGACCAAGGCGUGCGAGAUUCGAAUACCGGAGCCGACGCACGUGUCCUGCAAAUGUAGGGGACUCGGGACUUAUGCCCUUUUCACUAUAGCGAGGUCCACACUUACAGACGCCGAGAAAGACUUGCGUGGUGUAGUGAAGAUCACUGCUAGUCUGGGCAGCGCGAUGUGUUUGGCGGCGGCCGCGUUGCAGCUCCUAGGAUUGGCGUCAGGAGCUAAGACUCGAUUGCCGAUCCUGUUGAAGGCUGCCACGGCUGGCACUCACUCGGCAGCUAUGCUGGCGCUGUUGGAAUGUGAUACUAGACAGGAGGAGGCGUGUCCAGGCACGCUGGGCUGGGUGUGCGCGGCGUGCUGGUGCGCGGGGUGCGCGGCGCUGUGCGCGCAGCCGCUGCUGCUGCAGGCCGAGCUCGCCGGCCGCGCACAGCGCGCGCCCUCCGUCGCGCUGCUGGCAGGCGUGUGCACGCUGUCGUGGCUGACGGCGCGCGUGUGGGGCGGCGCGCCGCUGCAGGUGGGCGCGGCGGCGGCGGCGGUGUGCGCGGCGGGCGGCGCGCUGCUCUCCGCGCUGUGCCUCGCGCUCGCGCUCACCGCGGCCCUGCGGCUGAGGGCUGUCAGACACAAGUUGCCCACUGAGAGGAGGAACUAUCUUAAUGACAGGGGUCGCGUGGUGCGGCACACGCUGGUGCUGCUGGUGACGACGUCGGCGGCACAAGCGGCAGGCGUGGCGUACGUGCAACCCGGAGAACAGCGGCUGCUGCACGUGGCAGCGCUCUCCGUCGCCGCACUUGCAAACGGUGUGGCGAUGCUGGUGUGCUACGUGGUGCGUGACGAGGAGUGCAUCCGGUACACACGGCGCGUGCUCGCGCUCGCACCCGCUCGCGACUGGCGCAGCGAACCCGCUGGCGAUACCUCGCUAAGCUUAUACAUAAAACAAGGUGGAGAAGUAGAGAGCAGAGGCGGCGUCGGGGCUCUGGAGACGUCCUCGUCACCCGUGUCUCCUGUGACGUCAUAUUGGCGAGCGCCUGGUCUGGAGAGCCCAGCGAGAUUGCAUAGCCGACAAUCGACUCCGGACAGCCGCGCGGACAUUGUCCGCUGCGUCGAGUACAAGGACUCGGUACUCAGCCCGCACCGCUACGACUCGCACGUCACCACGCACGCAGUGUGCGACCUCAUCCCUCACACGGCCCCCCAUACAAACCCCCACGCUGCCCCCCAUGUGGCCUCCCACGCACCCUCACAUCCCGAAUACAUGGCCCGAGUGUGCCUCGAGUUAGGCGUCUUGAACACCCCUCCGCCGAGAGACCCCGCACCCCUCCUCACCUGCUCCGUAGACUUCGAACCUUACACCGAAAAGAGAUUCGACACCUCCAAAGAGAGCUGUAGCAUCUGCGUCCAGUCAAACCCAGACGUGUCCAAAAUGCCUUCACCCCCCAUUAAAAGUUGUUUGAAGAAGAGUAAAAUAACUUCAAGUACAUCACUACCGUCCAUUGAAGUGAAAGACAAGUCAGACAUCGAACAGGUGAACAGAGAGUGGAAUAAAGCGUACGACUCGCCGGAAACGGAUAGGAUGCUAAAUAAAAUAUCGAAUGACCUGGAUUUUCUGCUAAACAGGACUCAAGACGGCAACAAAGAUGGUCUAGAUCAAAUAGAGGAGGCGCCGACCUAGUGAAGUGUUGUGAGCUAGAACAAUAAUGGAAACAGGGGUGCAUUAUGCCAAUAGUUAAAUUUGUACAUAUUUUAUAAAAAUGAUAUCAAAUGUA
This is a messenger RNA of Manduca sexta (tobacco hornworm), 3337 nucleotides long. RefSeq lists its product as uncharacterized. The record is from RefSeq and is a predicted model, not a curated record. NCBI's taxonomy places the organism in Eukaryota, Metazoa, Arthropoda, Insecta, Lepidoptera, Sphingidae. Gene Ontology annotation, molecular function: G protein-coupled receptor activity. The transcript has 18 exons. Gene Ontology annotation, cellular component: membrane. The coding region runs from base 1 to 3243 and encodes 1080 amino acids.